UCCUAGGUAAAACGCAGGUAGACGCCACGCCCCCAGGUUCGCUCCAAUGACUUGUCUCACAUAUUUCUUACCAUUUUCCAAUAGUGUCCCCAUUACGAUAUUGUGUGUUAGUAAUCCAAGGAAUUAAAAAAUGGCUGCUUCUGCUGUAGAUGAUAGUGAAAUGUCAACGGAAGAAAUUUUAGAACCUUCCUUGAAGAAUGUAAUUGAUCAGAAAUCCUUAAGGUGGAUAUUUGUGGGCGGUAAAGGCGGUGUCGGUAAAACCACUUGUAGUUGCAGCUUGGCGGUGCAGCUUGCGAGGCAUCGAGAGAGUGUUCUCAUAAUUUCCACAGACCCAGCUCACAACAUUUCAGAUGCUUUUAACCAGAAGUUCUCUAAAAUACCAACAAUAGUCAAGGGCUUUGACAACCUCUUUGCUAUGGAGAUUGAUCCAAAUGCUGGCUUCAACGAGCUUCCGGAUGAAUAUUUCGAGGGGGAGAACGAAGCGAUGCGACUCAGCAAAGGUGUGAUGCAAGAGAUUGUUGGUGCCGUCCCAGGCAUAGAUGAAGCAAUGAGCUAUGCCGAGGUCAUGAAGCUGGUCAAGGGAAUGAACUUCUCGGUGGUGGUGUUUGACACAGCUCCUACAGGCCACACCUUGAGGCUACUGUCCUUCCCCCAAGUAGUGGAGAAGGGUCUGGGCAAGCUGCUGAGACUCAAGAUGAAGAUUGGACCUCUCAUCUCGCAGAUGGGUUCUUUGUUGGGCAUCAGUGACUUCAAUUCAGACAGCUUCUCAAAGAAAAUGGAAGAAAUGCUGACAGUUAUACGCCAAGUAAAUGAGCAGUUCAGGAAUCCGGACCAGACGACGUUCGUGUGCGUGUGCAUCGCGGAGUUCCUGUCGCUGUACGAGACUGAGCGGCUGGUGCAGGAGCUGACCAAGUGCGGCAUCGACACGCACAACGUGGUCGUGAACCAGCUCCUGUUCCCCGCGCCCGGGGAGCAGCCGUGCCGCAUGUGCGCGGCGCGCCAGCGCGUGCAGAGCAAGUACCUGGACCAGAUAAACGACCUGUACGAGGACUUCCACAUCACGAAGCUGCCCCUGCUGGAGCAGGAGGUGCGAGGCGUGGAACAGGUGAAGCAGUUCUCCGCCAACCUCGUCGAGCCGUACGUCCCCAAGUGACGGAGGGCUCGCGACGCCCCUGCGACCUAGGACCCCGGAGCGGGGCGGUGUCGGAGCCGAGAUCAGACGUGCUGGAGAGCAGCACCAGACGGCGAUGAACCUGGCCAGUCCAGUAGAUGGCAGAAGAUGUGUUUAGCAUAAAAGUUAUUUACAAUGCCAUAAUUAUAACGGUUAAAGACAAUAUUCUUUUCUCUUAGAAAACUCCCCCCCUUUUUUUUUAACUGUAAAAUUUUUAUUCUAUUUAUUUACAUAAUACUGUUGCAGGGUAGUAUGUUGCUGAUAGGUAAUUGGUUGCAGACUCACCUUUGUUGAUAUGCAUAAGCUGUCCGGUUUUGGUUUCUAAUGUAUUUGCCCAGAUGUGCUACGUGUACGCUCCCUAGGUUUCAGCCUGCUGUAGAGCAAAGACACUUAACUGAUUUAUUUGUUUCAUGGUGUCGUUAGUUUAUUACAGUAGACUGCCGAUUACCCGGGGUAACGACUGCCAAGGGUUCCUCCACAGAUAUUGAAAAAAACACGGUUAAAGCAAUGUCAAUAAGAAAAAUCGUUCAGUUAAAAAAAAAUAUAAACCCGAAUAUCUAGACACUGUAUAACGUUGUACGUAAUAGGUACUAAAGUGUUGGACAUAAUUUACAGAAAAAGUUGCAGAACAUAUCACUUUAACAUAGCUAUAUUUUAUGUUCGAGCUGGUCAAUAAUUUUUAAUUUUUGUUGAAUCUCAAGUACCGCUGGUUUGUGCUUAUUAUUGGAUAUUACUGUGUAAAGAUUAUGACAGAAAUACUGCUGCGUUGUGACUGCUGCUGUGAAACUACGCGGGCUAGUUAUCGCUCACAUGAGUCAUGGAACAGCCACGCCGUGCCAGCGUCAACCUGAGCGUUCACAAGGGCGCGUGUAACACAAGCGUGCACUGGUUACAGGGGUGUGUUUAUAAUUUGCUCUGGCAGUUUUGAAGUUCAUGAUGCAUUGUAACACCAAUUAUGUAUUAAUUAUGUUCGGCAGCAUUUAUCAUCUUGAAUUACAGCUUAAAGUGCUCUGUCACAUCAAUAGAUCAGAAAAAUAAAAUAAUAAUAGUCAAAAAAUAUUUUUUGUAAAAUAUGGCUUGGUUAUCUCACAAUUUGAAUAACCCACACCCGGAUAAUUGGGAGUCUACUGUACUUUGUUUUCGUAGUCUGUGGAUCAUGUGAAUUUGUAAUAUAAACUAUGGAAAAGUUUUACGUUGAUUUUAACCGUUAAUGGAAAGGGUAAAUGUUGGGGUGUGUUAUUUUGAAAGUACAGCUAUCAUUGUGUACAUAAAAUUUUAUGAAUUGAAUAUCAUUUCUACAUAAUUAUGCUUUGGUGCAGAAAUAUAGUCUCUCUGCUGUUUUUUUAUUUGCAAAAAUGGUUUAUAAUAAAUUAUUGUACUGGUAUAUAUACACACAACCACUUCAUGUGUGUUGUGUUGGCAUGAUUUUGUACAGUGGUAUGUACAUUGAGAGUACUGAUGUAAUGUUAACAUUUUUAAAAACUUGUGUAUUGUAAUACACUUGUUGCAGUGCAAUAUUACUGUGAAAUAAAGAUUGGGAUUAUUAUA
This is a messenger RNA of Bacillus rossius redtenbacheri, 2719 nucleotides long. RefSeq names its product ATPase ASNA1 homolog. Gene Ontology annotation, cellular component: GET complex. The transcript has 7 exons. Gene Ontology annotation, biological process: post-translational protein targeting to endoplasmic reticulum membrane. The coding region runs from base 131 to 1153 and encodes 340 amino acids. Gene Ontology annotation, molecular function: ATP hydrolysis activity; ATP binding. The record is from RefSeq and is a predicted model, not a curated record. NCBI's taxonomy places the organism in Eukaryota, Metazoa, Arthropoda, Insecta, Phasmatodea, Bacillidae.